Messenger RNA from Engraulis encrasicolus (European anchovy), 733 nucleotides. Its product is annotated as parvalbumin beta-like. The record is from RefSeq and is a predicted model, not a curated record. Gene Ontology annotation, molecular function: calcium ion binding. Gene Ontology annotation, cellular component: cytoplasm. The transcript is spliced from 5 exons. The coding region runs from base 114 to 443 and encodes 109 amino acids. NCBI's taxonomy places the organism in Eukaryota, Metazoa, Chordata, Actinopteri, Clupeiformes, Engraulidae.
GUGAGAGAGGAGGUAUAUAAGAUCCACAGGUCGUGAGUGGCGGCUACUGCAGUUGGCAGAUUCAUCCGAGCUUGUUGAGAUCCCACCCUAGCACCUCAAGACCACCUUGAGAAAUGGCUCUUGCGUCGCUCUGUGCUGCUGCUGACAUUGAUGCAGCCCUGAAGGCAUGCUCAGCCGCCGACUCCUUCUGUCACAAGGACUUCUUCGCCAAGGUUGGUCUUUCCGGCAAGUCGGCAGCCGAUCACAAGAAGGCCUUUGAAAUCAUUGACCAGGACAAGAGCGGCUUCAUUGAGGAGGAGGAAUUGAAACUUUUCCUGCAGAACUUCAAGGCUGGUGCUAGGGCCUUGACCGAUGCUGAGACCAAGAAAUUCCUGAAGGCAGGCGACAGUGAUGGUGAUGGCAAGAUCGGAGUUGAUGAGUUCUCUGCCAUGAUGAAGCAUUAAAUGUCGAUCAAUCCUCAACUUGCGUCUUGCUUUAAAGGAACAAAACUGCCCACGACCUCCUUUUUCAUCACACAUCUCAGAAAACUGAUUUUUAUACAGUUACAUGUGCUUUAGACAUGCCUGCAGAAUUGUCCUUUUUUCCCAUGUUGCACUCUGUCCAAACUGAUGACUGUAAAUGUAAUGUGGUUGUGUCUCGUGUCCCGAGUAUAAGGUUUUGGUACUUGGAAAAAUCUCUGCACUUUUCGGGAAUUAAUGGACAAUGAGAGAAGAAUAAAGUUUCGUUUUCUUUA